Molecule: messenger RNA, 2043 nt
Organism: Caenorhabditis bovis
Lineage: Eukaryota; Metazoa; Nematoda; Chromadorea; Rhabditida; Rhabditidae
Source: the annotation of a GenBank genome assembly
AUGAGCCGGAGCAGCAGCAUCAGCAGCGGAUUACGACAAUUGUACGCUGACACUCCAAUGGGGUCGACGAGCACGAAGAAGGGUGUUGUCAAAUUCGCCGCUGAUAGUCUCGAUGAGCCGAGCUCAUCGUCGUCGUCGAUCAUCACCGUCGAGACCGAUCAAAUGCCGAGAAUCAAAACGUCACAAAGCAAAACUUCAUUUUUGUCGGAACUCAAACCGUACACAAAACGCGCGAGUCAGCUGAUCGUCGACGUUCCGGUGGCGCGAUUGCGCAAAAUCAAAAACACCGAAGGCGUCUCAUCGAUCACUCGCGAAUCCGAACAUUUUUCAAAUACAACCACUUUGCACGGCCCAAAACGGAUAUAUAACGGCAAACGAUGGUCAAUCGCAUUUUGGAUAUUUAUAAUGGUGGCUUCGAUGCUCCUUCUAAUGGCACAAGUCGCGUCUCUUGUACAAAUGUUCCUCUCAAAACCAACAGUAUCACAGGUCUCAUUUCUGCUCAGCGAGGGCGGUAUGAACUUCCCAAAGGUGACCGUGUGCAGUUUCAAUCCGAUCAAAAGAACCUACGUGGAAAGGCUCAAUUCCAGCAAAGAUUUGUCCGAUGAUCUACUCGAUUAUCUGAUGAUGUUCAAUUCGGACGCGAUGACGUUGUAUGGUCGCGCCGACGGCCAACAAUUGCAUUCCGGCGAUAAUCUCUUCAAGCAGUAUGUGGCGAAUCACGACGACUUCACCGCCGACAAGUUUUUCAUGGACGCCGGCUUCAAUUGUUCGGACAUGUUCAAAAUGUGUUCGUUCGGCGGCCGACGAUUCGAUUGUUGCCGGUACGCGACGCCGGUGUUCUCGGACCUCGGCAAAUGUUUUACGCUCAACAUGCAGGUCAGCGAGAAGCCGUGGAUGAAGCUUCAGACGGAGCCGGGAAUCGCCGCCGGACUUCAAAUCAUAUUGGACUCGCAUCUCGAAGAGCAAUUCGAUUCGGAGACCGACGGCGCCACACCGGUGUUCUCGAGCGCGUUCGAGAACGGCUUCCGCUUCUACAUUCAUUCGUCCGACACGGUGCCGUUCUUGUCAUCUGAAGGGAUCGCCGUGUCGCCGGACAGCGUCGUCUAUUCGGCGCUGUCGAGCUCAAGGUACCUUCUGCUACCAACAACCUCAUGGGGCAACUGCUCGACGACAUGGCCGCCCAACUAUGACUACAAUCUGACGUACACGUCGGCGAUGUGCGCCACCGUUUGCAAAGCGCAAUACUUCAAUAAAACCUGCGGAUGUAGUCCGUCGAUUUACAAUUACGACAAUCGAUUUCCGGAUUGCACACCGUACGACACUUAUCGCUGCAUGGACACAAAAAUGAAGGUUGUGAGCGGAGGAAUUGUCAAUAUUGAGAUGCCGACGUGCGAGGAGUGCCGAAUGGAGUGCAACAGUCAGGUGUACCACGCCUACAACUCGUAUGGCAAAGGGUUGUCGCGAGGCGCGCUGAUGUGGCUUCACAAGCAGGGCGGUUGGGAGAUACCGCAUAUGAAGCACAACUUCCAAGUGGUCAACGUGUUCUUCCGCGACAUGUCCUACACCGAGUACAUUCAGGUGCAAGGCAUGUCGCUGACCGAGCUUAUGAGCGACAUUGGUGGCAACAUGGGCAUGUUUAUGGGAAUGUCGGUGAUCACCAUCAUCGAGGUCACCUUGUACCUGUCGAAAAUUGGAUGGAUCACAAUAUCGAAGAAGCGGCGCGACUAUAUGUAUAGUAAAAAGAAGAAUGAAGAGCAGCAUGAGAAAGAGCUUGAGGACGUCGUCACCGGCUUCAAGUUGUUUCGGACACGCAAAACCGGCAACGACAUGUCGCAUUUGCGCGAGAAGGUCAAAAGCCUUCAGAUGAAUCGGAUAACGACGGAAGCGUUGAAUAUGAGCAAACUCGCGUGGCAGACGGAGCCCGAUGAUUAUCUGAAUCGUGUGACGCGACAAAACUCGGCGCUCAAAGAGCACCAACGAUUGAGUCGCUCGCGAUCGGCGAGUAUAUUUAAAGGGCGAUUGAGAUCUGAGACGGUUGAAUAA